Messenger RNA from Lottia gigantea (owl limpet), 2232 nucleotides. RefSeq lists its product as hypothetical. Gene Ontology annotation, molecular function: superoxide-generating NAD(P)H oxidase activity; calcium ion binding. The coding region runs from base 1 to 2232 and encodes 743 amino acids. Gene Ontology annotation, cellular component: NADPH oxidase complex; plasma membrane. The transcript has 14 exons. The record is from RefSeq and is a predicted model, not a curated record. Gene Ontology annotation, biological process: defense response; superoxide anion generation. NCBI's taxonomy places the organism in Eukaryota, Metazoa, Mollusca, Gastropoda, Lottiidae.
AUGGCUAAUUUAGAGCUAGACCCAAACUGCGAUGAGGACUGCCAAUGGCUGGAACACAUGGAAGCCCAGUUUAAGAAAAUAGCAGGAGAAGACAAUAAGAUAGAUUUAAAGGAAUUUAAAGGGGCGUUGAAGAUCAAAGAGUCAUUCUUUGCAACUCGAUUUUUUGAACUAUUUGAUAACGACAAGAGUGGGGCGAUUGAUUUGGAAGAACUUAUGCGAGGUCUAAGAUUAGUCAUCAAGGGAGACUAUAUCAGUAAACUGAAAUUUCUCUUCGACGUUUAUGAUGCUGAUGGAAAUGGUUCGAUUGAUGAAGCUGAGUUAAGAACAGUGAUUCAGUCCUGUGUCGACGAGAGUUCACUUAGUGUCAGCGAGGCAGACAUGAAUAAACUCAUUUCGGUCAUGUUCCAAUCGACCGAUGAGGAUAAGAGUGGUCUCAUUAGUUUUGACGAACUUAAGACUGAGCUGGACAAACAUCCCGGUGUUAUGGAAAAUUUAACAAUAAGUGCUGCUCAUUGGUUGAGGCCUCCAAAACCGAAAAAGAACACAAGAGCGUGCCGAUAUUUUACGCUGAAAUACUGGAGAAAUAAUCGAAAGGAAGGGGUUUUAUUUCUUCUGUAUUUCUUCAUCAAUAUAUGUUUAUUUGCUCUCAACUGUUUUCUAUAUCGUAAAUCAAAUGUGUACAUCAUCAUUGCUCGAGGCUGCGGCAUGUGUUUGAAUUUCAACUGUGCUUUUAUAUUAAUGACUAUGCUACGAAAGACCAUCACAUAUAUAAGAACGUUUAAAAACUUACAUUUUCUUCCCCUUGAUCAACAUAUAGAGAUGCACAAAUUAACUGGUAUUAUGAUUGCGGUGUUUACUGUUAUUCAUACCUUGGCUCACAUUGGCAACGCAGUUGUGGUAGCUGAAGAUUUUGGAGUGACAGUCUGGGAGUUCAUAUUUACUACAAAAGCAAACAUUGGCUGGGUUCUAGGGUUCGCACCCCUGUCCGGUGUUAUAUUAGAUGUUAUAUUAAUUGUGAUGAUAAUCUGCUCCAUGCCAUUUAUUAGACGGUCUGGGCAUUUUCAAGUAUUCUACUGGACUCACAUUCUGUACGUACCAUUCUGGAUCCUGUGCAUUCUCCACGCUACAAAUUUCUGGUACUGGUUCAUAAUUCCCGGAAUUAUAUUUAUAAUUGAGUCUUUGAAUCGAUCCAAAUACAUCAAAAAGGCGGCCUAUGGUGCGACGUAUAUAACCAAUGUGUAUCUUCUACCAUAUAGGGUCAUCCAUUUAGUGAUAUCUCGACCUCCAAAAUGGAGAUACCGACCUGGAGAUUAUGUGUUUAUUCAGAUACCGGCUAUAGCCAAAUAUGAAUGGCAUCCUUUUACUAUCAGCAGCGCACCUGAACAGGAAGGGACAUUUUGGCUACAUAUACGAUCAGCAGGCCACUGGACAAAUAAACUGUAUGAUUAUUUCGACAGUUAUGACCCGAAUACUUAUCAGUAUGGUACAUUUAACAAAGGUUUUGGUUUAGAUGUCAUGGAAGCUGGCGGCACAAUUGAAGAAGGGACGUACAGAAGAUUAUCAUCUACAGGGAAUACAGACCAACUCAAAACAACGAAACCGAUGAGUAAAAUAGUGCGUGUCAAGAUAUAUAUUGAUGGUCCAUUUGGUACUUCUGCAAGAGAGAUAUUUGAUACAGAGCAUGCAGUUUUGGUAGGGUCUGGAAUUGGUGUGACACCGUUUGCUUCUAUAUUACAAAGUAUCUUACACCGCUUUCAAUCAGCUACCAGAACCUGUCCGAAAUGUCAACAUUCGUUUUAUGAUCAGAGAGGUCCUGGCAUGAAAAUAAAAAGGGUUGAUUUUAUUUGGAUCAAUCGAGAUCAGAAGAAUUUUGAGUGGUUCGUGCGAAUGUUAACAGAUAUCGAAGUAGAGCAAGCUAAUUAUGACAAAUUUGGACGAAUCAUUCAUAUGCAUAUGUACAUGACAAGUGCCCUAUCGAAAACAGAUAUGAAAGGGCUUGGAUUGCAGAUGGCCUUGGAGCUGUUACAUACGAAGGAACAUCGAGAUGUUUUGACCGGGUUACGCACUAGAACGCACGCCGGAAGACCAAAUUUUGAUGAGUUAUUCGGUGAAAUAAAGCAAAAUAAAGCAGGGAAGGUGAAAGUAUUUCUAUGUGGUCCACAAGCCUUAGCUAAAGAUCUGAAAGAAAAAAGUGACAAAUUUGGUUUUGACUUCACCAAAGAAAACUUUUAG